GGAAACCCAUUUCCUUAAUUACCCUCUAAUUAACUUAAUUAGACUCUAAUUUCCUCCCAUUUCUUCUAAAUAACCUCUAACCCAUCAAAUUACUAAAUAAUUAGAUUUAAUUUAUAUUUCUUCUAAAUAGUUAAUUAUUAUUUUUAAACAGAGCAGAACAGAUAAUAUAGUAGAGCAGAUUUCAGCAAAGCCGAGUAGGACAGGGCAGAGUAAAGCAGAACAACUCAAAAAAACUGGCCUAACUUGGAUUUUCUCCACUUCUAUGGUCACAAGGGGGAAAAAAACAUAAAAAAAAAAAAAAAAAAAAAAAAAUAAAAAUAAAAAAAUGACCGUACGAACUAGUGAAACUAAGUCCAAUUGAAUUUUUAUUAAGGUAGUCGGAGCAAUUGUAGCCUGAUCAAUCGAUCAUGGAGCGCGCGCAGAUGGAAGAAGCAUUAAGGGUCUUAAAUAAGGGUCUUUCUCAAAUCAAAUGGCGCCUUAAAUCUUCAUCAAAGCUUCGUCUUGAGAUUGAUGUUUUGGCAUUAUGUUCAGGAAUGAGGCCUCUUGUGAUGGUUGACUAUGGUGGGAAGAUGCCUGAGCUGCAAGAGCAUUUGUGUUCCCUUAUUGACCUUAUUCACAAGGAGUCUACUAUUUUCCAGCAGUUAAGAGUAAUGGUUAUUGAAGAUAUGAUCUACCUGUUAAAUGUCAGGGAAUUUGCUGAAUAUGUUACCUGGAGUUUAAGCUCGGAUGCAAAACAGUAUUUUGUUGACCUUGAGCAGGAUCCUCCUGAGAUGAUAUCAACAGCUGUUGGGAGCCCAGCUAUCAAGGAGUUGGUGUCUGUUCAAAAUCUGUUCUCAUCGGUGUUUACUUCUGAUGGUGUUAAUAGUGAUGCUUUGCCAGGACAAAGUAAAGACCACCAGAAAUAUGCUAAAUCUUCUUCUAAUCUUUGCCAAUUCUUGGAAGUUCUUGAUUUCAGUAGCUGCAUGCAAGACUAUCAAAUCACAAUACCAACUCUAAACGGAUGGCUUCUUGGAUAUCCAGUGGUGUACCUGUUUGACAAGGACCAUAUUUCAGAUGCUAUCUAUAAUCUCUCAACCAAGCCUCUUCGCCUUUACAAAGUUCUAGUCCACAGAAGUACCUCGUUUAGCAAUACCUUACCAACAGAGGAGCUAAUGAGUUUUUCAGUGCCGUACGACCUGAGUAUGGAAGGUCACAACGAACCGUGGGCAAAAGCGUUUUGGGUUCAGGUGCAAGAGAAACAUGAAAAAUGUAAACAAGUUUGGAGGUCCUUGCAAAUGGAGGUCAGUGAAUGCUAUCCACAAGCAAUUGCAUUGUAGUAGCUAGUAUCACCUUAUCGUAGUAGUUAAAAGUCCAAUGGUUGAAUUGUGAUGUCAAUUGUAAAUUGUAAUUCCAACAUUUUUUUUUGGAAAAAUUGGUUUUAUUAAUCCCAACUUUUGAUUAUUUUUAAAUAAUACCAACUUUAAAAGGCAUUUUCUUUUAACAGGCCAAAUGACCGGUGGCCUGAUUAAAAAGUUACCUCUUAUUUAUUUAUUUUCUUAAAUGACACUUGUCACAAUUUCAUUAGUUAAAAAAAAAAAAUUAAAAACAAAACAGUACCAAAAAAAAUAAAAUGAAACCCCUUCCCAGCCCCCCACGCCUCCCCCAUCCCCCACCGGAAACACCCCAGUACCCCACCCACCCCCUUCCCACCCUUCCCCCACCCCCGGAAAACGCCGACCAGCACUCCACCACCCUCAAAACCUCCUGCCCUCCCCCCCACCCGCGAUUUGGGCAAUUUAAUGUUGUUGUUGACGGUGGUCUGAGUGGCGGCUAACUGUUGCGACUGAUGUUCGAGUUGCGCUUGAGUUGGCGAGGUUGAGGGAGAUAGGUGGUUAAUAUUACUAAUUUUUCCUUUUGUUGUGGAAGAUAAAUUGCAACAUUUAUAUUGUUCAUUUGUUCUACUCCAUUUUGGUUUUAGAGCAUUUUUAAAUGAAUGUCGAGUAUCCAUCUUAAACUUUUGCUCCCCUUUUUGCCAAACGAAGAAGAAUGUGAGUGGGUGUAAAAUUUUACCCGGGUGUAGGAUGAAAUUAGUGAAAUGCCUGAAAUCAUCAUCAAUUUUGGUUAAAACUGAAUAUGUCAUGGACUACAUAAUAACUGACAUAGACAGCAAUUUGGUCUUUUUUUCCUUUCAAUGAGUUUGAAGAUUCUCAACACACUUACGGAGUAGUACGGAAACUGGUUUGGCACAUGUGUAAUUGAUUUUGACGCACCUUUAUGUGAAAUGUGUACUGAAAACUAUGUUCUCACAAAUACAACAAAUUUUAAUGUUAAGCCAAAAUCAAA
Messenger RNA from Chenopodium quinoa (quinoa), 2322 nucleotides. RefSeq lists its product as uncharacterized. NCBI's taxonomy places the organism in Eukaryota, Viridiplantae, Streptophyta, Magnoliopsida, Caryophyllales, Amaranthaceae. The record is from RefSeq and is a predicted model, not a curated record. The transcript is spliced from 7 exons. Bases 408 to 1316 code for a protein of 302 amino acids.